Messenger RNA from Cavia porcellus (domestic guinea pig), 858 nucleotides. Its product is annotated as zinc finger protein 136-like. The annotation marks the transcript as partial. The transcript has 3 exons. Gene Ontology annotation, cellular component: nucleoplasm. Gene Ontology annotation, molecular function: DNA-binding transcription repressor activity, RNA polymerase II-specific; RNA polymerase II cis-regulatory region sequence-specific DNA binding. The record is from RefSeq and is a predicted model, not a curated record. Gene Ontology annotation, biological process: regulation of transcription by RNA polymerase II. Lineage: Eukaryota; Metazoa; Chordata; Mammalia; Rodentia; Caviidae.
AUGGAGGGAACCCCUAUGUAUCAAUGUGGGAAAGCUUUCAACACAAGGGGAGGUUGUAAGAAGCAUGAAAGAAUUCACACUGGAGAGAAACCUUAUAUAUGUAAGCAAUGUGGGAAAGCUUUUACCACACAUAGAUAUUGUAAGGUUCAUGAAAGGAUUCACACUGGAGAGAAACCUUUUGUAUGUCAGCAAUGUGGGAAAGCUUUUAACACACGUGCACAUUGUAGGAUUCAUGAAAGAAUUCACACUGGAGAGAAACCCUAUGUAUGUAAGCAAUGUGGGAAAGCUUUUACCACACAUAGAUAUUGUGAGGUUCAUGAAAGGAUUCACACUGGAGAGAAACCAUAUGUAUGUAAGCAAUGUGGGAAAGCUUUUAACACACGUGCACAUUGUAGGAUUCAUGAAAGAAUUCACACUGGAGAGAAACCCUAUGUAUGUAAGCAAUGUGGGAAAGGUUUUAACACACGGGGAAAUUGUGAGAAGCAUGAAAGAAUUCACACUGGAGAGAAACCCUAUGUAUGUAAGCAAUGUGGGAAAGCUUUUAUGACACAAGGAAAUUGUAAGGAACAUGAGAGAAUUCACACUGGCGAGAAACCUUAUGUAUGUAAGCAAUGUGGGAAAGCUUUUACCAAACACGGACAUUGUAAGGAACAUGAAAGAAUUCACACUGGAGAGAAACCAUAUGUAUGUCGGCAAUGUGGAAAAGGUUUCACCAUAUCUGGACAUUGUAAGCGACAUGAAAGAAUUCACAGUGCAGAGAAACCAUAUGUAUGUAAGCAAUGUGGGAAAGCUUUUAAAACACAGGGAGAUUGUAAGAAACAUGAAAGAAUUCACACUGGAGAGAAACCAUAUGUAUGU